Molecule: messenger RNA, 501 nt
Organism: Rotaria sordida
Lineage: Eukaryota; Metazoa; Rotifera; Eurotatoria; Philodinida; Philodinidae
Source: the annotation of a GenBank genome assembly
GUUAAGUUAUAGGAACUUUAUCUUUUGAAAUACUGAUGUUUUUCUACGUAUAAAAUGUCUCUAUCAAUUAUCAAAUUAUUGUUUUUGUUUCUUGCGAACACCUACUUAAGAAAUUUAGAUUUUUGUUUUCUAUACUUUUUUUUAAAUAUCUUAUAUUCAUUAUAGUAUGGUGAUGAUCUUGCUGAAUUAAAUGAUAUAAGUUCUCAUCGUCCAAAAACAGCAAUUCUGUAUAAUAUUCAAAAAGAAAAUCGUCUGAUUAAACAAUUACAAAAAGAAAAUGAAGAAUUAAAACAAUUAGUUACUGAACAUCGAAGUGUUUUAGAAAAAAUCAUGUAUAAAUAUCGACAAGAUAUACAACAACUUAUUCUAAUGAAUAAAGAAGAAACCAAAGCUAUCAAUAUAUUUAAUACUUUAUUAGCACAGGUAAAUGAUAAAAUGUAUCUCAAAUUACUGACUUGUUUUUUUCCAGAUAAUUGCAAAUUAAUUAGUAGUGAAGUAUGA